Olea europaea var. sylvestris is the source of this 730-nucleotide messenger RNA. Its product is annotated as leukocyte receptor cluster member 8 homolog. Bases 122 to 466 code for a protein of 114 amino acids. The transcript has 3 exons. Lineage: Eukaryota; Viridiplantae; Streptophyta; Magnoliopsida; Lamiales; Oleaceae. The record is from RefSeq and is a predicted model, not a curated record.
GUUAGGUUCUCGGCUCUAACUUCAGAAUCGAAGAUAAAAUUGUUUAAUUCUCUCUCAAUUCAAUUAUGUUUACUCUUUCAGGUAUGCAACAUAUCCACCUGAUUAUGGUUAUCCUCAGACUAUGUAUAACCCUCAUGUUCAGCAAGCACAAUAUUAUAAUCAGUUAUAUGGGAGUUCAUCGUCGGCCAUGGCCAAUCCAUAUUACUACGGAUAUUCCAUGCAACCAAGGGGGACGUUUUCUAUACCCCAGGCGCAACGUAUCCAAGGACCGUCUUAUCUGUACUAUCCCACGCAGAUGGAGGGCUCCAGUCCCACCUAUCCUCCGCCUCCUCCUCGUCUUCCUUUACUACAGUCAACAAGACGUCCUCUGUCAUCUCCAACUGAUUCACUGGCUCCUCCUCCCCCUCGUCAAGCCUCAACAGAAACAGAAGCAGGUCCUGCUACUUCAGGAAGUGCGACUUCUUAAGAAACUCACUGGAGUAUAAAUUCAUGAUCAAAACUGCUUAUUUGUACAAUUUUCAUUUUUUUUUUCAAAUUAAUAUUUGUUCUCCCCUCUCAAUAAUUAUUUGCAUCAAAUUUUUUAUUCAACCCGCUAACAAUUUAAAAAUGCAGCUAUGGAAAUAUAUGCAUGGCCAUUUUAAAAAAGUAUUGUUGUUAGCACGAAAUGUAGCUUGCAAUUUCAUUUAUAUUCUUUCUUCCUGAGGAAAAAAAUCACCAAGUUUUGUGACUU